ACACAAAUGAGAAGGAGACAACCCUGACGGAGGAGCAUGUCAUCAUCAUCGCUUGUGUGUGUGGUGUCAUCAUCAUCACUCUGCUCAUCAUCUUGUUCUGCUUCAUCUUCAGACGGCGACGGAAUGCAGCCAAAGCUUACCAAGGAGGUAACCAGGGGGAUCCCCCGCCUUACACAGCCGUACCUCCAAACAAAAAGCCUCAAGUGUAUGACAACCAAGGUAUGGAGAGCACGGACAUUCAGCUGACAGUCUCUGGCAUGCGGCCUUCAGCGCCAUCUCCUUCAUUUAUGCAUGCACAGUCCAACGGUUUUACUAACAGUAGUUGUGA
Molecule: messenger RNA, 328 nt
Organism: Candidula unifasciata
Lineage: Eukaryota; Metazoa; Mollusca; Gastropoda; Stylommatophora; Geomitridae
Source: the annotation of a GenBank genome assembly